AUGCCUCGCGCGACUCGAGAAACCAAACUGUACAGACAGGAUGCGAAACUCAACCACAAUUUGUUGACACCGGCCGAGCGCGAGAGGCUGAUAGAGCCAUAUCUUCCAUCUCCGCCUUCGCGAUCUCCUACACGAUCUGGCAGAAGCUCAGCCAUUCCAACAAUUCACAUCGACAACCCGAAGGCGCAUUCGAGGCUCGGGCUACGGAAGUUUCUGCGCAAUCAACUGCACGCCCUUCUCUAUGCCAUCGUCCACACUCUCUUCUCCGUGUACGUACGCUUACGGCUGGGAUACCAUGCCGUGAAGGACAGAAUAUUCGCCAUUCUGUACUAUCACCAUCGAACGCCCGAGCUUAUUCAAAAGGAUGUCAAGGGAUUGGGCCGCUUACCUACACACCUAAGUGUGAUUCUGAAGCUCGAAGAUGGAGGUCGUGGUGGCGCCGGGCUAGAGGCCCUGGUGGACGAAGUCGCCGAAAUAUCUGCGUGGUGUGCAUGCGUGGGCAUUCCGAUGCUUUCUAUAUACGAGAAAACUGGUAUCCUCAAGGCGUACGUUCCUGCGACCCAUAGGGCGGUUUCCAGGAAGCUCUCCUCAUACUUCGGGCCCCAGCAAACGGUAUUGUCGAUGCGAGCACCUCACAUACCCUCCAUAGAAUCAGCUCCCAGUACCUCGACAGGCGAAAACGCCAGAGCACCAGUCAAAAAUUUAUCAGUGCUGCUGCUUUCCGCAGAGGAUGGCCGCGACUCUCUAGUCGAUCUCACCAAGACUCUCGCGGAGAUGUCUCAACAUUCAAAGAUAUCCUCAAACGAUAUCAACAUCGACCUCGUCGACGCAGAGAUCUCGGAAAGUGUCAUGAACGAGCCUGAGCUCCUGAUAUUGUUUGGACCUACAGUUGAGCUUUCAGGCUAUCCACCGUGGCAGAUAAGACUCACGGAGAUCUUCCAUGUACAAGACAAUCACGGCGUUGGAUAUCAAGUCUUUUUGCGGGCGUUGUACAACUAUGCUAAUGCUCAGAUGAGGUUUGGCAGAUAG
Molecule: messenger RNA, 1029 nt
Organism: Drepanopeziza brunnea f. sp. 'multigermtubi' MB_m1
Lineage: Eukaryota; Fungi; Ascomycota; Leotiomycetes; Helotiales; Drepanopezizaceae
Cellular component (GO): dehydrodolichyl diphosphate synthase complex; endoplasmic reticulum membrane
Molecular function (GO): ditrans,polycis-polyprenyl diphosphate synthase [(2E,6E)-farnesyl diphosphate specific] activity
Source: RefSeq, a predicted model, not a curated record